This is a messenger RNA of Rana temporaria (common frog), 1332 nucleotides long. RefSeq names its product jumonji domain containing 6, arginine demethylase and lysine hydroxylase (gene JMJD6). The record is from RefSeq and is a predicted model, not a curated record. The transcript is spliced from 6 exons. Gene Ontology annotation, biological process: phagocytosis. Bases 103 to 1314 code for a protein of 403 amino acids. Gene Ontology annotation, molecular function: P-TEFb complex binding; histone H4R3 demethylase activity. Gene Ontology annotation, cellular component: nucleus; cytoplasm. NCBI's taxonomy places the organism in Eukaryota, Metazoa, Chordata, Amphibia, Anura, Ranidae.
AUCGGAGAUGGGGUAGGUGAAGGUGGGCGGGGCGCUGAGUGUCUGGUAAGCGGCUGGGAGAUAGCUGGGGGCCUGGAGCGCGCCUGGUAAGGAAUACUCGGGAUGAACCAUAAGAGUAAGAAGAGGAUAAAGGAGGCCAAGCGGAGCGCUCGGCCCGAGCUCAAGGAGUCGCAGGACUGGAUCCGCCAUAAUUAUAUAGAGGUGUACAGCCUGAGCGCCAACAAUGUGCGGGAUAAUGUAGAGCGGGCUGACGCUAUCCAGCUCAGCCCUGAAGAAUUUAUUGAGCGCUUUGAGAAGCCUUACAAGCCAGUAGUCCUCACCAAUGCUCAGUUUGGUUGGCCAGCUCAAGAGAAAUGGACACUGGAAAGGCUGAAACGCAAGUAUCGCAAUCAGAAGUUCAAAUGUGGAGAGGAUAACGAUGGCUAUUCUGUGAAAAUGAAAAUGAAGUAUUACAUUGAGUACAUGGAGGGGACCCGGGAUGACAGUCCGCUCUACAUCUUUGACAGCAGUUAUGGGGAACAUCCCAAGAGACAGAAAAUACUGGAUGACUAUGAAGUGCCAAAAUAUUUUACGGAUGACCUCUUUCAGUACGCGGGCGAGAAGCGCAGACCACCAUACAGGUGGUUUGUGAUGGGUCCUCCUCGCUCUGGAACAGGAAUACACAUUGAUCCUCUAGGAACUAGUGCCUGGAAUGCCCUGGUCCAUGGCCACAAGCGUUGGUGCCUCUUUCCCACCAAUACCCCACGUGAACUAAUCAAAGUGACACGGGAAGAAGGUGGAAACCAGCAAGAUGAAGCCAUCACUUGGUUUAAUGUCAUAUACCCACGCACAUUGCUUCCUACCUGGCCUGCUGAAUUCAAACCCCUAGAGAUCUUACAGAAGCCUGGAGAGACUGUAUUUGUGCCAGGUGGUUGGUGGCAUGUUGUACUUAACCUGGACACCACUAUGGCUGUUACCCAAAACUUUGCCAGCUGCACGAACUUCCCUAUUGUUUGGCACAAGACAGUAAGAGGACGCCCCAAACUUUCAAGAAAAUGGUACAGAAUCUUGAAACAGGAACGUCCUGAUCUGGCAACUCUUGCAGAUACUGUGGAUUUGCAGGAAUCGACAGGGAUUGCAUCUGACUCUUCAAGUGAUUCAUCUAGUUCUUCUUCCUCAAGUUCUUCAGAAUCUGGCUCCGAGGAUGACUCGAGCUCUGGAGCAGAGACUAUUGCCCACAGAAAAAAGAAGAGAAGAACAUGUGGUGGGAUGGGCAAUGGAGAUAUUACUACGCAGGAUGACUGUGUGAGCAAAGAACGCAGCUCAUCCCGAUGAUAUUGACACCAUAAACAC